Molecule: messenger RNA, 2333 nt
Organism: Rhopalosiphum maidis (corn leaf aphid)
Lineage: Eukaryota; Metazoa; Arthropoda; Insecta; Hemiptera; Aphididae
Exons: 4
Coding region: 1224-2192 (322 amino acids)
Biological process (GO): peptidyl-glutamate ADP-deribosylation
Source: RefSeq, a predicted model, not a curated record
UCGUGAUUUGAAUUCACAUUUUUCUUGUUGACUGUGGUUAACCGCAUCCGACUGGUUACCGCCACAAAGUGUCCAAAACCAUUAAUAAACUAUCAAAAACCUAUAGAACCCAAAUCAAUUCAUAAUAAUUACUCGAUGGGCUCAUUAUAUCAUCCAUUCUAGUAUUACUAUUUAUAGAAAUAAAUUUUAUGAUAUAAAAUAUAGUCCAUGAUAACCGGUAAUACCUAAAGAUUAUUGAGAAUUUUUAGACUGAUCGAAAUUUAUAAAUAAUGUAUGUUAUGUUAUAAUGUUUGUUCUAUGUUCUAUUCUCAAUAAUUGAUGUCGUUAGUGACUUGGUGUUGUUGAGAGACCAUUCAAUUAUUAGUAUUUACUAAUACUAUUUUAUGGUGAUCAUUGAAAAAACCUGUACUGUUGCCCGUUGUUGAUUUUAAUUUUCGGACCUGGUAUUCACUUUUCAGACAUGCAGUACAAUAUUGCUUAAUCCAAUCUGUAACACCUACAUUGUACGGUAUGAAAGUAUAUCAGCCUGCAUACUUGGUAGUUCAGACCGUUCAGAGUUCUUACUUUAUAUGAUUAAUUACAAAUAAUCAUUAUUUAUACCUAGUAAAGCAAAUAGUGUACCUAUACCUACAAUAAUUUCCUAAAACUUUUUCGUUUCUAUUUAUUUAUCAAUCUACCUAUAUUGUCCAUCUGUCGUCAUCAUCAUUUUGGUUCUUCGAAUUAGAUAAGGUACUAUCUAUCUGGUUCAAUAAACUACCUGGCAGCUGUGAGAUUUUUUAUUUACUUGGAGCAACUUAAAUGAAUUUAUGCCAUUACCAGUGGCAGAUCCAGAGUUGAAUUUUGGAGAGGGGCCUCCUAAAAAAUUACUUCUGAGCCAUAUAUACAUAAUACAUUAUAAUGAUGUUUAUGUUUAUUUUAUCUGAUUUUAUUCCAAUAAUGGCAAUAACAUUCCCAACGGUUUCCAAAUAAAUAUUAUGUAAUCAAUUAUAAUUAUUAAAUUAUCACAUAAUUUAAAAUAUUUGUUGUAAGUAAAAAGAAUGUCGAAGAGGUCUGGGGGACCGAGGCCCUUAGCCCCCCUGGAUCAGACACUGGUCAUUACAAUGCAUGUUAUGUGUAAUGAACCAGACCGACACUAUAAGUAGACAUUAUAUUAUUAAAUAAAUUUUGAUUCAUAUUAUGUUAUAGAAGUAAUACUUAAAAAAAAAUAUCUGAAAUUCAUAUCCAUGGAACCCAAAUCGGAAAUCGUCAGAGACAAAGUUAUUGAAGAAGUUGAUAUAUAUUUAUUUGAUAUGCCUGAAGAAUAUUCUCUAGGACAUUGUGUGGCCAAAGAUAUGCGUAUGAGUGCUGGUAUCGCCAUACAUUUCAAGAAAAUGUUUGGAAGAGUUGGUGAAUUGAUGGACCAAAGACCUGAUGUUGGUACAGUAGCGUAUUUACAACAAAAUGAUCGAUUUAUUUACUAUUUAAUUACAAAAGAACGUAGCAAUAGUAAACCAACAUAUCAUACUAUAACAGCAGCCAUUACAAAAUUACGUGAUGUUAUUGUAAAACAUGGUGUCAAAAAAUUAGCCAUCCCUCGUAUUGGUUGUGGUCUAGACAAAUUAGAUUGGUCAAGAGUAAGAGGCAUUAUUGAAAAUUUAUUUCAAAACACAGAAUGUGCAAUCAAAGUUUGUCAUUUUACACAUAAUAAGUUAAGAGAGUCAGAAUCACUCCGAGUUGAACAUCCAAGUACUAUAAAAAUUAAUAAAAAUAUCAAAGACAUAGAAAAGCGAGAAUUUGAAAAACUGAAUAUUAUAUUAUAUUCUCGGACAACUGCUUUACCAGUGUAUUGGGAUCAUAAUUUUCAAUCUGUCAAUGAAAAAUACUGCUUUAAGUCACAAUACUAUAAAGACUAUAAGGAGCAUCUUAAAGUUGGCCAAUGUUUAUAUUACAACACAAUAGAAGCUCGUAUAUUUGUUAUAAUUACAAACAAAAAUAAAACAGAUCAUUUUUCAUAUCAAAAUUUGGAAAAGGGACUUACAAAAAUAAAAAUGUUGAUUGAGAAGGAUCAGUGGCACCCAACAUUCAUAAUACACACAUUGAAUAAUCAUUUAUUUGAAAGUCUCAUUAAUCAAAAAAUUUUAUCUCUAAUUAGUUCAGCAUUUUUAAAUUUGACUCCAUGUGUAAUUUAUGAAAUAGGAAGUAGUAAUUCUUAAAAAUUUAAAUUAACAAAAUAUACUUUUGUUGAAUUUGAAGUUGAUGAGUCAUGCAAAACAUAAAUGAAGAAUGUAUGGUUGUUUUGUAUUAAUUAUUACAUUUAUUUUAUUUAUAUUGAUAAUUUUAAUUUGAAAAUUUAA